This is a messenger RNA of Corticium candelabrum, 1429 nucleotides long. Its product is annotated as phosphatidylinositol glycan anchor biosynthesis class U protein-like. Gene Ontology annotation, biological process: attachment of GPI anchor to protein. The transcript has 11 exons. Gene Ontology annotation, cellular component: GPI-anchor transamidase complex; membrane. The record is from RefSeq and is a predicted model, not a curated record. NCBI's taxonomy places the organism in Eukaryota, Metazoa, Porifera, Homoscleromorpha, Homosclerophorida, Plakinidae. The coding region runs from base 33 to 1328 and encodes 431 amino acids.
UGGAUACCCUAUUAAUAUCAAUUUCUAGCUUUAUGAUUUCGCUCGUGUGGUGUGGAGUCGUUUUGGCUCUGUCUGUUCGAAUUGUUCUGAUAGAGUGGAAUGCUCACGAGUGGUUGGGUAAUAGAAUCGAGGUGUCCAGCCCUCUGACAAACUGGAACAGAAUUACAGAGGCUUUGGUGUUGCUGAGCAAUGGUGUGUCGGCCUAUGACGGAGAUGUGGUGCACGAGACUCCUCUGGUUAUACUUUUCUUUCAAGCGGCUUUGCGCUACCUUCCAUUCUCUGUAGGAUACUUGUUUUUGAUGUUGGAUGUGUGUGCUGCUUGGGGACUAGGGGAGAUAACUGUUGUUCAUCAGAGACUGGUUCUUGACAGACAGAGGCGGGAGAAGUCAAAGUAUUCUGAUGGAGUUGCACAGGUGCUGAUUGUUGAGGAUGUCGAGUUGCCGGCUCUGAUGGUGUUCUUGUAUUUGAUCAAUCCGUUUAGUGUCGCCACGUGUGUCGGUCGAUCGACGACCCUCCUGUCGACGUUGUCAAUAAUCUUGUCUUUGCUUUGUGCCCUGAAAGGUCGGCUGUUCUUAUCCACUCUCUUUACUGCGUUAUCCGGGUACCUGUCGUUCUACCCUGUGAUGCUCAUUCUUCCCAUCACCAUGAUCAACUGCGAAGUCAAAAACCACUCGGGCAGGUCUCGAAUUCAAGUUACCAUAGCAACAAUCUUGUCGUUUCUUUUGUGGAGUGUCGCACUCUUUUGGCUUUCUUACUCUGCUGUUGGAUCGUGGCAAUUUCUAUACUCUGUUUAUGGCUUUAUACUCUCUGUUCCUGAUCAUAUGCCUAAUCUUGGUCUAUUCUGGUACUUCUUCAUGCUCGUGUUCGAUCACUUCAGAGAAUUCUUUCUCUGGAUAUUUCAGAUCAACGUCUUCGUAUAUGCCAUUCCUCUCGCCCUUCGACUAAGAGAUCACCCGACGUUCCUCUUUUAUGUUCUUUGUUUUCUUGUGUCGAUUUUCAAGUCUUUUCCGACUGUUGGUGAUGUUGCUCUGCCGUUGUCAUUACUUCCUCUCUGGUCACAUCUUUUCAAAUAUAUGCGUUAUACGUUUGUCGCCAGCUGUAUGUUACUUGCAGCAACUAUCAUUGGUCCGAUAUUCUGGUACAUGUGGGUUGUUGCCGGACACGCCAACGCCAAUUUCUUUUUCGCUGCUACUGUACUACAUUCUCUAGGCCAGAUUCUGCUGCUCAAUGACAGCGUCGGUUCUCUGCUUAGACGAGACUAUGAUCUCCUGCAUGGAAUUUCUCCGCCACAGGUACAAGGCAAACCAGGAAUCAUUCGGCUCAGGUGAUACAUUAACGGCAGUAUUAUAUUUGACUUGAUAUUUACAGCGUGUAUACAUCAUACACCAAAUUUAUAGUUUGUGUAGAAUAUAUCGCUUCUGUCAACAUG